CGAUUUCGCUCGAAGUGACUAUCUGCUUGUUUGUUCAAUAGGCGUGGGAGACCCGCCAUUUGUGACGCUCCCAAAAUUUUUGACUUUCUCUCACAUUCCGGUGGUGAUAUCACUGAAUUUGAGACUAUAACUCCAGAGUGAACUUCCUAGUUACAGCCGGUUUGAUAUAGGCAGGAAUCUCUUCCAGAGUCAAUAUACACGACAGUCUUGGUCGCUUUUGAUCACAUUUUGUCUUCUUCCGUUUUAUAUCAGGUGUCAGUAUGGAAUCUGAAAGCGUGGCUCCGAGUUUUUGCAUCGGACAGCAUGAAAGCAAGCGCACCAUUCCAAUUACCUCAGAAGUGGUGCAACUGGCGCAUGAAAGUAAUUAUGACAUGCUCACUACUCCAAUUACAACCCCACACUUCCAGUCGCGUGUGCUCAGUCUUCUUUCUUCACACUUAUCGAAUAUACAGGCUGUGUCUCAUAGUGAUUCUGGGACUCUGAUGACCACUGAGAACAUACGACCUCUCGUUAUGCCGCAGCUAGGACCGGCAGAUACUCAUUUGACCCCGAAUGAGGCAAUGUCGCAGUUGGUGGGAGUAACGAGUUCAUGGAUCGACCUGUGUUCUCCCGACCCACUAAUCGCAGACCUGUCACGCCAAGUUUUUAUGCUCGAAGUAGCCUAUGCCGCCUUCUGUGGCAUUGGCUAUCUUUUGAUUCCAGGACCAAAGUUGCAUCAUAAAGGAAUGCAUUCGGAUGGAGUGAUGUACUAUGCACGGGCGAUUCAAGAUGCACUUAGUCUCGGCCCAUACAUCCAGUUUCAUAUCUGGUUAGACAUGGUCGACAAUCAGGAUCUCGAAUUAGACGAGAUGGGUGACCUUGCACCUCUUGCUCGGGAGGAAUUUUUUGACACCGAAAUAGAGCAGCCAAAGAUAGACCUUUUUGGUACUUGGGAUGCCUGGGAUGCUAUUAGAAGAACUUGUAAAUACCACUCCAGGCUUUUCGUAGCUCUCUCUUUACCGAAGCACCUUCCACCGAUGGCUGUUCAGUCAAGAUGGCAUUCUGAGCCAGUCCACUUGUUUACCAUCGACUCGAACACGUUCAUCAAAAAUCAGAAAGGAUAUCCAGUCCUAAGUAAAGCUCACCAGGCACUGAUUUCCAGGUUCAUGCGUCUCCGCACCGCUCCAUGGAUCUUGCUUUGCGAUGUUGGACCUAUACCAGGUGUAGAGACGGACAAUGCGUCCAGUCUCCCUGGCUCUGAAUACCCUAGUCUUGCACAGGCUGCGGCUUCAAUCAAAAAGCAUCAUGACCCUACUCCGCAUCUGUCAUACAUGAGAAAUCUUCAAUCACGUCAGCCUCCCCGAACUGCCAUUGAGAGAUUCGGCACUGGCUACCAAGACUACCUGCAAGCGCCACUGCAGCCCUUAACUGUCAAUCUGGAAAGUAUCACAUACGAAGUCUUUGAGAAGGACCCUAUCAAAUACGAAUGGUAUGAGCGCGCGAUCGCGAAGGCUUUAAGCGAUUGGGUAGAACAAAAAAAGCCCACGUCAAACCCGGAUGGCCGUGUGGUCGUUGCAGUAGUUGGUGCCGGAAGAGGUCCUUUGGUGACUAGGGCUCUCAAAGCAAGCGCUCAGUCGGGUGUUGAGAUUGACUUGUGGGUUGUGGAGAAGAACCCAAAUGCAUUUGUCCUUCUCCAGCGUCACAACGAGAAUCUAUGGGGCGGAAAGGCCAGCCUUGUGCACUCCGAUAUGCGUGCUUGGAAAGGACCGCGCGUACGGAAAAGCACCACCUUGUCGACAGAACCCGUCGGACAGUCUCUGGGUAUUGAAGGCCAAUUUCUCUACACUCCUGACCCUAACCAAAAAACUGCAGAUUCCCCUAGCCUGGACGCUAUUGAGUUUGAGGACUCCAAAAUCGAUAUUGUUGUUUCUGAGCUUCUAGGUUCUUUCGGGGACAAUGAACUCUCGCCCGAAUGUCUAGACGGCGUCAACCAUCUGCUGAAUCCAGUACACGGCAUCUCAAUCCCAGCAUCUUACACGGCACAUCUCACGCCUAUCUCAGCGCCAAAACUCCAUGCGGAUGUCACGAACCAGUCAAUCACAAACCCUGCAGCACCUGAAACGCCUUAUGUGGUCAUGUUACAUGCUAUAGACUACCUUUCUACUAACCAAUCCGACGCCAGCGCAGGUAACCCCGCUAGGUCUUCAGUUGCGACAGUUCCAUAUGAACCAACUACACCAUUUGUCCAAACAGCCUGGUCUUUCUCCCAUCCUAAUCGAGAUAUACCUCCUCAGCCGGCUUCAACGUCGAUGAUAUCCAAUGCACACAAUGUGCGCCGGACUCGUUUAACGUUCCCGGUCCCAAAUCGUGGAGUUUGCCACGGCCUUGCAGGCUACUUCGAAACAGUCCUGUACCGCGAUGUGGAACUGUCCACCAACCCGGUCACUAUGGACAGCAAGAGCGCGAACAUGAUCAGUUGGUUCCCGAUCUACUUUCCGCUCAAGACACCUCUAAAUGUCCCCGACAAUGGCGAAAUUGUCGCGACAAUGUACCGACAGACCGAUGACCGAAAAGUGUGGUACGAGUGGAUGGUGGAAGUUUUCGCUUUGGAGGGUGGCUCAGAACCAGCAUCAGCAUCAGCGCCAGCGUCAGAACGCAUCGCCCCUGUGAUGAGCGGGGCCAGGACUAUUUCCGCUAGCGCGGAUAGCGCUCACAACAAGGACAUCACAGCGGAUAGCUACAGUAGGUUGGCACAGAAGAAAGCACGCGGCCCAAGACGAGUGAGGGUGGGGAUGAGUGAUCUACACUCAAGCAUUAAGGAUGGGUGUCUUAUGUAGCGGAGAAAGUCUGCUUUAACUCGUUCCGGAACCCGGAGCGGUAGCUAAAUGGCUGCUGUGAGUGAGGCUGCAAGGAUUCGGAUUUGCGGGGGGGGAGGCUGGUGGUGACAACAAUUCCUUGGCGAAGCAAAAGGCUAGCCGCCAAGCGAGUUUGUGAUAUCAAGAAUGAUAACGCAGCCUUGGCAAUUUGUGGUCGUCAGUAGUCAUAACAUAGAACCUGCU
Aspergillus nidulans FGSC A4 is the source of this 3038-nucleotide messenger RNA. RefSeq names its product protein arginine N-methyltransferase. Gene Ontology annotation, cellular component: Cdc42 GTPase complex; nucleus; lateral cortical node. Gene Ontology annotation, molecular function: protein-arginine N-methyltransferase activity; methyltransferase activity. Lineage: Eukaryota; Fungi; Ascomycota; Eurotiomycetes; Eurotiales; Aspergillaceae. The record is from RefSeq and is a predicted model, not a curated record. The transcript is spliced from 4 exons. Gene Ontology annotation, biological process: lateral cortical node assembly; cellular response to osmotic stress; chromatin remodeling. The coding region runs from base 261 to 2816 and encodes 851 amino acids.